This is a messenger RNA of Penicillium malachiteum, 816 nucleotides long. It is a transcript of the gene idi1, whose product is annotated as isopentenyl-diphosphate delta-isomerase IDI1. The transcript is spliced from 3 exons. Lineage: Eukaryota; Fungi; Ascomycota; Eurotiomycetes; Eurotiales; Aspergillaceae. Gene Ontology annotation, biological process: isoprenoid biosynthetic process; isopentenyl diphosphate biosynthetic process. The record is from RefSeq and is a predicted model, not a curated record. Gene Ontology annotation, cellular component: cytoplasm. Gene Ontology annotation, molecular function: isopentenyl-diphosphate delta-isomerase activity. The coding region runs from base 1 to 816 and encodes 271 amino acids.
AUGAGUUCCACUAUGACGGUCACUGCUCCCCCAGAGAUUACCGCCGACAAUGUGUCCACCCUCUUCCCUGAGGUUGAUACUUCGCUCGCCCGUGAUGUUCUCCCCAGCGCUAAUGGCAACUCCACACAAGAGGGCACCGAGCUCGAGGGAUACGAUGAUGAGCAAGUUCGCCUGAUGGAGGAGGUCUGCAUUGUGCUGGAUAACAAUGACCGACCCAUUGGUAGCGCUAGCAAGAAGGCCUGUCACCUUAUGACCAACAUUGACAAGGGUCUCCUGCACCGUGCCUUCUCCGUAUUCCUGUUCGAUUCCAAAAACCGCCUGCUGCUCCAACAGCGCGCCACCGAGAAGAUUACUUUCCCCGAUAUGUGGACCAACACUUGCUGCUCCCACCCUCUUGGUAUUCCUGGUGAGACUGGUGCCGAGCUGGAUGCCGCUGUCUUGGGUGUCAAGCGUGCUGCGCAGCGCAAGCUGGACCACGAGUUGGGUAUCAAGGCCGAGCAGGUGCCGAUUGAGAAUUUCGAGUUCUUCACACGAAUUCACUAUAAGGCUCCUAGUGACGGAAAGUGGGGCGAGCACGAGAUUGACUACAUCCUCUUCAUCCAGGCUGAUGUAGACUUGGAGCCCAGCCCCAACGAGGUCCGUGAUACUACCUACGUCACUGCGGACGAAUUGAAGACUAUGUUCAAGCAGCCUGAGCUGAAGUUCACUCCUUGGUUCAAGUUGAUCUGUGAUUCGAUGCUGUUCGAAUGGUGGAGCCACUUGGGCACCUCUGCCUUGGACAAGUACAAAGGCGAGACACAGAUUCGUCGGAUGUAA